Molecule: messenger RNA, 2274 nt
Organism: Hemisphaericaspora subhashii
Lineage: Eukaryota; Fungi; Ascomycota; Pichiomycetes; Serinales; Debaryomycetaceae
Exons: 1
Coding region: 1-2274 (757 amino acids)
Source: RefSeq, a predicted model, not a curated record
AUGUACAACAAUUCCUGGGCGUACUAUGGUCAACCCAAUAACCGACGCACAGAUGAGAGUAGGUUUCAAGGGAUUAUGCUGCUGCAACAACAACAACAACAACCAUUGAGUGAGAGUCCCAUGACAAGCUAUCCAGGACAAAUCUCACAACAAAGCCAACUUUCACAAAGACAAACGAACGAAUCUCAAAGAUUGAAUCUUGCUGAGGAUUUGUUUAGAAGAGAUGGCGUUUCUCUGUCUCAUCAAUCACAACAACAACAUCAUCCUCAUCAAUCAGACAAUUAUUUUCAAAACAUUUAUCCAGGACAAACAAUCACUAAUCCAAUUCUUCCGCUUAAUACUCAAUCACAACAUCAACCGGCACAAUCGCAUGCUGGUCAACAACAACAACAGACAUUCCAAUCGGUGUCGACGGCACCAACAACUUAUGCCCUAUCUCAAACACAACAAAGUCAAUAUACACCCAUGUCUCCAUUCCCUGCUUUGACAGGUCAACGUUCUUAUUAUACCCAAUCACAACCACAACAACCAAUCAUUGGUCAAUCAAACCGGUCGCUUAGUUAUUAUUCACAAGACUUACAACAGAAAUCACCACAAGGAUAUACCCAACGUUAUGAAUCAAUAGAUCAAUUACAACAACCACAACAACAUGACUCCAGGCUAUUACCAUAUGGUAGAACAUUGCUGUAUCCCACUGAACAACAAAGAACUCCAAUAUAUUCUGCUCAAUCUAUGACAUAUGGUCUGAAUUUCUUAUUUGGAGGUCGGUCAAGUAUAGAUGGUACUGCUAAUCCAAGUGAAUUAAGUACAUUAGAUCCUACCCCACAACAUAGUUUCGAACAACUUGAUGGUAGUGAAAGUUCUUCAAGUCAUUUCAAACCUCCACAACCAAAACAGAAUACUCGCCCUAGGAUUAAUAAACUUAGUAGUGAACAAUAUGUGGUUAAGACCACAAUUAGGAAACCGACAUUCAAAUUAGGAGAAUACUCCACUCGUGAACUUAAACAGAUAUUUUUUAAUCAUUGUGAUAUAGUCAUUCAUAACAAUCAUGGAGGAGAUAGAUCAUUUUAUUUUGAAAGCAAGAUUAAAACUGAUUUUGAAUUACAAAUGUUUGAUUAUUUUGUUAAUUCAGUUUCAAAUAUAAUUGAUGUCUAUUUUGAUAAAAGGAUCUAUGCAGAAAUCGUUUCCGAGAUAGCAUUGUUUGAAGAAACUAAUAUCAUUUUAAAUGCUAUUUUCUGUUUAAGUUCUUUGAUGUUACAUAGAUUAACUCCAAAUAAAGUGGACCCUUCCCUUCCAAUCAAAUAUUAUCAAAAUGCAGUGAAAAUCAUUAAAUACCAUUUGGAAUCAAAUCUACUUGAAGACGGAAUCGCUUCAAGAUGUUUAUUAGCAACCAGUUUGUUAUGUCUAUAUGAGUUUUUCUUUAGUUCAAUUCAAGGGAUUUAUUUGGAUAAUGCCACCAAUAUCUUAGCAUCUAUAAUAGGAGCUAAAACCAGGAAUAAAUCAAGUGCAUUAUUGGAAUCACCAUUCUUAGGUACAUGUUUCUGGGGGAUAUUCUUAAUGGGAUUCAUUCAAUCUUUAAAAAAUGGACAAAUGAAUACUUAUUCAGUUGAAAAGUUUUGGAAAUCAUUGGAUCUGGAAUACUUUAAAAUCUUUGAUAAAUAUCUGUUAUUACGAGAGAACGAAUUUGGAAAUGAAGUAUUGGCUAACAUGGAAACAGUUUGGUGGUUUAGAAAGACGAUAUUGAAUUGUAGUAAGAUUCUUGAUUUCAAACAUGAAAUUAUUGUGUUGUCAAAAGAAGAUAUUGAAUCAAAUAAGCAAUUAAUCAAAUGGGUUGAAUUAAAAAAUAUGAUAAUGAAUUUUGAACAAAGAAUACUGCCAGCUUUAGAACCAGUCGUGUAUAAGCAACCUUCUAAUGAUGAUGAUGAUGAGGACUGUUUCCCAAUGAUUUAUUUCAAAGAUGAACUUUCCGCAUUGAUUGGAUUAAAUCGACUGUUGGCCAAAAUUCUUUUGUUUGAAAGUUUAUUAAAAACAACCAAGAUUCAUUCACAAAUGUUUCCACAUCAAUUAGCAAGAUUUCCUCCUAAUUAUUGUAAGAAGUUGGCCAAUGAUAUGAUUGGAAUCAUUCAGACUUAUGAUUCAAAUUUGGCUAUUUGGCCUUUAAAUUUACAUAUUAUAAGACAUGUUGGACAUUAUUUACAAGAUGAUCCAAACGUUGCCAAACAAUUAGAUUCACUUGUUGAAAGAAUGUUAAUGUUCUGUAAGUUGACCAUCUAG